AAAUCUCGUGACCGAACGCGCUCGCUGGGGAAGACGUAGCAAAAAAAAAAAAAUUAUCAUGACUUUGACUCGAGAAAAUUUCGUCUUUCAUCAUGGAAGGAGGUUUCUUGUUUGAUCCCUUGGACAAUUCACGGUGUCUACAGGCUGCUUUGACAGCUUAAGUGGAAAUCGCUACCGAAGAAUUCACGGGAAUCGAAUUUUAAAACUUGUUACAGAGAUCAUGUCAAUUUCACGACCCCGAGUAACGAACGUCCGCGCCUAGAAUACUUACCUGAUUCGUAAACAAAGUUGAUCGCUCAGGGAAGAAGGGACAGCACACUAUACAGCUAGAAUAAAUGGGUCAUAGCAAAUUUGAUGUAAGUUCAAUACUUUCAUUAGCGAUCGAAAGAUGUGAAAACGCGAUUCGACGUCAACUAAGCUUGUUAUAUAACUAUUGUUGAUCCUUCUAUCAUAGGCAUCUUUGGUGAAGGCCUUCGCCGCAGGAUCUUUGAGCGGCACUUGUUCUACUCUGUUAUUUCAACCAUUUGAUCUGGUAAAAACUCGUUUGCAAGUGGAAGGAACGGCUUUAUCUUCUGCUGGACGGCUUAAAUUAGGGUAAAAAAAAUUUUUUUUUUUUUACUAAGAAAUUUUUUUAUUUUGCUUAAUGUAAAACCUGUUUGAGAAGAGAGACUUCGAAACGAUAUCUGGUUUUACAGGUCACUGAAAACAGGAGCUUGAAGCACUGAUUAUCUUGUUACAAUUCCUUGACAGCGGAAGCAAUGGCAUGCUUUAUACGUUUUACUCAGUGGCUCGAAGAGAGCAUAUUGUUGGACUCUGGAGAGGACUUGUUCCGGUAAGGUGGUACUCUUGCUGUUUUCAUUCAUUCGAUACACAUUAGAGCCUUCUGGCAUUUCGCUUUCUGUACUCUGUAACUUUGGACUAAGAUUUAUGUGUUAAACAUUUUUCCUAGGCAUUGUCAAGAUGUGUCCCUGGAAUUGGAUUGUACUUCAGCGCUCUUCAUGGUUUGUCACAAUUUACUAGGUUAGUUUACUCUCUGCAGACUCCCAGAUCAGUCCAAGUUCACUCCAAGAGUUAAAACCCAGCACCUCCCCUUUUCCAGCAUCAGUACCUAUUCAGUACUAAACCUGUAAAGACAGCAUAGUUAAGGAUUUUGGGGUACACUCAGUUCUUGUUCAGUUUUCUUGAACAUAUAUGAUGUUACAAAGCACAGUGGUCAAUGCCUCUAUAGAGGGGGAUUCAAUCAAACAUUUAUGACUGUCUUUUGAAUGGAAGUGUCCCAGCUGAUAAGUUCUUUUGUAUGUACUUGUAGAAAAAUUGUGUUAAGGGUUAAAAGUGAGCAAGGGUAUUGCUUCACUUCAUUAGAUGCUUAUGCCUAGCACUUAGAUUCCAUGUUACAUUGCUUGUAUGUUUUCAAAGAUAAUUGACAGCACGACUGGAGUGUCAAAGAACACAAUGCAGUGUCUCAGGCUUGAGAUGAAAAUUCAACCUUUUGAUCUGGAGUCCAGGGUGCUAACCCUUUAUAAAUGGUUUUAAUUCUUGCAAAUGAUAAAAUGAUACAAAUACUGAUAGCUUAUUGAUUAUAAUGUAUGUACCAUUCUGCACUGUUUAACAGUCAACAUUUGCAACUUUCUUGCAGUGAGGAAAGAACCUUGGGAGAAUCAGUUUUAUUAGGAGCAAGUGCCAGAACAAUAGCAGGAAUCACCCUCUUGCCAGUUACUGUAGUGAAAACUAGAUAUGAGGUGUGUUUUCAAGCUUUUCUAGCAAGUCUGAGUACCUGUCUUUGGAUGCUUAGUCUCAUUUACUCAAAUUUGGCAGAAGUAAAAAAAAAAUUGAUAACUUGCACCGAGUUAGUGCCUUUUUUCUUUAAUUAUAGAGUGGAUUUUAUAGCUACAGCAGUAUGUUGGAUGCAAUGACGUCAAUCUGGAGGAGGGAAGGAGGAAAAGGUAUGUUGCAGUAGGCAGGCAUUUAAUUAAAAGCAGUUUAGCAGUGGUUACCACUGUUUGCAAAUCCCUGCACGGUCUCUUACUCCUGACCAUUGACCCUUUGACCCCAAAAAGUGACUAGCAUCAAAAAUCUCUUUACAUUAUCACCCUUAAAUCCAAAAUUAUGAUUGCAAAAAUAAAGGAAAUUAUCAUCAACUUAAAGAGCUCUUGACUGUCUUACAAAUUCUCCUUUUUAGCACGUUAGGAAAUGUAAAGAGAACAGUGUGAAGUAUAUGCAUAUUGAUGUUAAGGUGUAAAGGGUCAAAGGACCAUCUUUUACCAGCAAAAGCCCCUACUAAAAAGGGAUUAUUAUACCCUUGAAUGGAUUCCUGAAGUUUUUACAUGAUUAGAUUUUAUUGCUCAGGGAAAAUAUUCUUAUAAAAGGAAAAUAAUACUCCCUUUCUUUCAUUUCAGGCUUAUAUAGUGGGUUGCUGGCAACUGUAGCACGUGAUGCCCCAUUUUCAGGGCUUUACUUGAUGUUUUACACCAUGAUAAAGAGACAAGCAAAGAAUGGUGAGCAAAUAAUUUUUCAGGGAGCUUCAGAAGAUAAUAAUAUUUCUGAUUUUCAAAGCUCCUUGAAAGUUGCAUCAAUGAGGACAUACUUUUCAAGCCUGUAUUGGUCAUGUAAUUUUCAGCAAAUAAAUUUCCAGAUUUUUACAGGAAUUGGCUGACUGAUCAAAUGAAAUUUCUCUUUGCUAAUUACUAAAACUCCUUCAUUUGUCGUGAAAUUCACUCAUUAAAAAGAGACAGUGAAAUAAGAAAAAGUUUUUUUUAAAAAGAUUUACUCUGUAGGUGAAUUUCUUAGAACAGUGUGGUUAAAAUAAAUCUCAUUCAUUUGCAAAAUUUUGGGACAACUGCAUUAAACAAAAUGUCAGAAUGAUUAUCGUAGUGAGUGGGAUUUUUCCUUUCUUUUUUCUGUGGCUUGUGCAAGUCUUUUCAAAGUAUAUGAUUUUUUCCAUAAAUUUUCUUUUCCCUUUAGGACUUGGUACACCAGAACUCCAUGCAUUUGAGACUUUCAUUUGUGGUUCUCUGGCUGGAGUCAUAGCUUCAGUUGUAACACAGCCUGCUGAUGUGGUAAAGACAAGACUUCAAUUGUUUCCACACAAGUAUAGCAGCACAGGCAGUGCAGUCUAUUGUAUAUUAAAGGUGAGAGUAGGUUGAAAGAUCAAAUGCUUGCUAGUCCUCUACAUUUUACCUGCUUUAAUACUCUUCCAAUUCAGUGUUCGCCCUCACUUUAAGCGCAGCAGUUAAAAUAAUUUUCAAAGUGGUGGACCGAUUGUUUCACCAGUUGAACUACAAGAAUUCCAAGCAAUUUUUAGGUUGUAAUAAGGGGUAGUGCAGGCAGUAACUCUACUGGAUACCACCUGAAAAGGAGAAUGCCUGUAAUUGUUGGAUGCAAGUCAGUUGGUUAUUUUCUUUUUCAGCUGUCAUAUAACUUUUCAAUCUGUAAGUCCACGUGUAUUCCUUUGAAAAUUUAGAUUAAAGCUAUGUGUACUUUUCAUGAUGACAAAUAUUUUGAAUUCAUUAUUUUAUUUUUCUCUUUAGACAAAUGGAGUAUUUGGACUCUUCAAGGGUCUAGUUCCCCGCUCAGUGAGAAGAACUCUCAUGGCAGCCAUGUCAUGGACUGUUUAUGAAAGAGUAUGUUGAUCUAAUGAUGAAUUGUAUUAAAGAUUUUAAGCUAAGUUCUCUAGCAAGUUUUACAAACUUUAAGUAUCCUGAAAAGGAUAAAAUCCAUUUUCACAGUAAUUAUCUGAAUAAAACCUGUUGCCAGGGUUAAACAGAUCUCAGGUGCUUUUGUCACUGAGGUUUUCUUCAAGUUUGAAAAUAAUUGAAGUUGAAGAAAGUGGAGAUUAUAAAGGAUAUGUUUCUUCUGUCUUACCUUAUGGGGCUUGAGUUGAUUACUGUCCAGUGUCAGGGUAUCUAGAUUAUAAAUUUCAGACAACUUAUCAUAUUAUUAUUUCCACAUAACACAGACUCACUGCAUUUAGUCCCAAUAAGUCUAACCGCAAUAAAAUUUCCAUUAACUACACUUCCUAGAGUCUCUCAGGAGCCCUAAUGACAGGCCCAAAUGUAGAACAUAUACAUUGGGGUAUGUUGGCUUGUAUGAUUACGGAAGUAACAAGGAAAGUCAAUCAGCUCCAUGCUCCCAUUAAAACCCUGGCCCUCAAGCAUUCUAUAAUGUACCUUCUUGUGCGUGAUUGUAUAUUAGUGAAGAGAAACCUUAAUUGAAUUAUUUUGUUAUAAUAACUAGCAUAACUAUUCAUCAGCUUUUAUUUAUUUCUUCUCUUCAGCUUUCAAGAGAAUUGGGAUUGAUCACCUGAUAAUGGCAAUGAAAACAGUUCACCAGGUGUAAGGUUACUUUAUAACGCCAGCUGACACACACAAGGGCAAAAUCCAGGAGAAAGCACUUGUUAUUUAAGUGGUUUUAUAUCCAUUAGGAGUCCCGUCAUCAACUUUUCAGCCAAGUACUAAGUGGGCUGGCAAAGCAGAUUUCUGGUGUUGUGCUCAUGCACACUAAAAGUCAAGGAGGGAACAGACAGUUAUGUGUUAUGAUAGUCAUGUGAACUUGGUAGUAUCAUAACCUCUUUAUGAGGAUAGGAGAAAAAAAAUUAAUCAAGUUUUAAAGAAGCUGUAGAGAUGUAGUGUUAAAUUCAGUUUUAAUCCGUUAACACCUCAGCAGACAUGCAAUGAGAAUUAAGAAAAAUAUCAAUUUUGACAAAUAGUGAGGAGAAUUACCAACGAGAUCUCAGGAUUGAAAGGGUUAAUUGACAUGUACUUAUUUCCAUCUUUGAAGAGGAAUUAAUGUUACUUGCAUUUUAAUCAAGGGGAAUCUCAGUUUUAGUUUUCAAAGGCUGUUGGCAUGGCUAAUCACCACACUUGAAACAAAAACACCUUUGUUGUGUGGUUUUAUGUUCCAGAACUUUAUCACUUGAGAUAAAAUGACUCCAGCUACUCUCCUGCUUAGGAGUUGUUUUUUGUUUGUUGAAUUUUGUACGAAAAUGAAGAAAUUGGUUUUUGCUAAAGAGGUUAAAAAGAGAUGAUCACUGAUGGACAGUGCAGUCUGAUGAAAAUAAAGACCAGUAUAUAUAUACAUUGUCAUGAAGAUGAAAUGAGAGAUUAAGUAUAUUUAUUUACCUACUGGUAGUUAUUUAUUUCAAAGUUAAGAAAAAGAAAAUCUUGUACAUGUGGAAUGGUUCUAACAUAUGGAUUGAAGAAUUUUUAGUUCCUAAGUCAAGUACAAAGGAAUGUUUUCUUUUUACCACUAUCAACAGUACUAAUUUUUGAUAACAUCUGUUUUGCCUGUUAUUACAAUGGAAUUGUAGACUUUCAUUUAGGACUUUUAACUGGGUCACAGAAGGGAGUUUCAGUGAAAAGGUGAUCAUAUAAGAGAGUUGUAAUAGGACAUUGAAGAAAAUUUGUUCUGUCAAUAAUUUACUUGUGGUAUUUUUUUCCUUGUUUCUUAUUUUUCUGCUGCCCUUUAGAAGGGGGAAAGUAGGGACUGUAUGUGCUAAGAUUUGUUGUGGUCUGUUUCUUUGGAAAACUAAGCUUGAUAAAUAAUAGUAUUGAAUGAUUUAUUCAAAAUUGGUAAGUUACUUGUGGGUUAAAUUGCAGCUCUAUUCUCCAUUAAGUAGGGAAUAGCAAAAAAUUAUGAUUAGUGGGUUAUUGAAUAUGUAUAUAACAGAAAUGUAAAUAAGAUUUUGAAUUAUAUAUUUCUAUGUGAAAUAAAAUGAGAAGAGUCCAUUUUCCGAAGGUCAGAUUUUUGUGAACAGUUUUUAAUGACUUUAUAUCACUUAAUAAAAUAUGUCUCAU
This is a messenger RNA of Pocillopora meandrina, 5792 nucleotides long. NCBI's taxonomy places the organism in Eukaryota, Metazoa, Cnidaria, Anthozoa, Scleractinia, Pocilloporidae. The record is from the annotation of a GenBank genome assembly.